Molecule: messenger RNA, 981 nt
Organism: Adineta ricciae
Lineage: Eukaryota; Metazoa; Rotifera; Eurotatoria; Adinetida; Adinetidae
Source: the annotation of a GenBank genome assembly
AUGUCAUCAGCAGUUGUCACAAGCCUAAUCGAUUCCUAUCGGCAAGUGUUCAUCUAUAUGGGCAUUCCUAUCUUAUCAUUCGGUCUUGUCGGUGAUAUUUUCAAUAUACUUGUAUUCUUGAGUCUUCGAACCUUUCGACAAAGUUCAUGUGCAUUCUAUCUGACUACAAUGUCAUUAUUGAAUCUUGGUCAACUGAUCACUGGUUUAUUAUCGCGUAUUUUAAUCACUGGUUAUGACAUUGACCUCACACGUACUUCAUUGUUUUAUUGUAAAUUCCGAUUAUUCUUCCUUCAAGUGUCUACGGCAAGUUCUCUUGGAUGUAUUUGUCUGGCGACAAUCGAUCAAUACUUUGCCACAUGUGCUCGACCUCGUUGGCAACAAUGGUGUAAUAUUUAUUUAUCCCGACGAAUUCUGUUCGGUUUGAUUGUCAUCGUCAUUAUCGAACAAAGUCCUUGUAUGAUUGUUUAUGACCACAGGAUCUUAUCGGUGACAUCGAAUGAAACAAUUUGUGUUAGUACAAGUAUCGAUUUUGACAAAUUCAACAUUUAUUUUAAUUCACUUGUGUUAGGGAAUGUCAUUCCUCUUACCAUAACAUCUACUUUCGGUGUCCUAAUCUAUCGAAAUAUUCAACAAUUGAGCUAUCGAACCGUUCCAUUGGUUAGACAAGAGCUCGAUAAGCAAUUAAAUUCUAUGGUUCUUAUUCUAAUUUUUUGCAUUCAUAUGACGUUUUUACCACAACUGAUCGUUUACUUUAUCGCAGUUUAUGGAAAUAUUCAAAAUUCUCGUACUCGAGCACAACUUAAUUUGGCUUAUGCAAUUACUCUUUGCUUAUAUUAUUCAUUCUUUGCUUCGUCAUUUUAUAUUUAUAUGAUCGUUUCGGAACGUUUUCGUCGGCAGUUUGUGUACGUGAUCUUUCAAAUGCAUAUUAAUCGGUAUCGUCCACAACGAGUCGCUCCAAAUGUAAUCUUCAACUUAACAUAG